UAGCUCUUAAGAAAGUCAUCGUUGUCUCUGAAGCUUUGAAAGCUUAGAGAUGAGGUUCACGUUUCAUGAUUCUAGUGUCUAAAUGUCAACAAGUUUCUUCUCCGCAAGGUAUUUGACGGCACAUCAACGUCGCCUCAGCUGCGCAGAACGGGUAGCUUGCCCUAGGCCCGAUACACUUCCAUCAACCGAUACUCUUCGUCCAUCAACAGAUACUCUUCGUCCAUCAACAGAUACUCUUCGUCCAUCAACCAGCACUCUUCGUCCAUCAACCCACACCGAGAGUGCCAUCAUGGAACAGGCUCUUCGUCCAUCACACGACAUCCCUUCUCCAUCAACCGACACCCCGCCUCCAUCAACCGACAGCAUGGAACAGGUAAAAGCCACUAAACGCCCCAAAUGCCUGUACCACCAAUCGGAGUUAGUAUCUCUACCCUUGUAUCACUUUGAUCGAACACUCACUCACAAUACUGGCCGGCUUCUCCACUCUCUUGCGUUAAAAAAUCAAAUGCUCGAUUGCUUUAUGGAAGGAUCGUGGACGUUAGCGCGCCCUGCGUUCAGCCCUCCGGCGCUGCCGCCCUCUCGUCUACAGAUGAAGACAGCUUCUGGGCUCAUGCCAGAGAGCUCUGAGCGUGCCCUGUGGGCUAGCAUAGCUAAUGUUUCGUCCAAACUGCACGACAAGCACGGCAACGACGCAGCCCAACCGAGGGCUUUCAUUCCCACCGCGUGCCCUCCUUUACGAAUUUGCUAGCGAAUAUCGGUUGAACACGGUGUUGACGACUCGGCCGAACGUCAGCUUCCCCCGCAGAUCAACGUCCUCUUGAGCGACAUCAAAGGGCUGAGAAGAGCGACAAGAGCAGUGAGAGCUUCCGCACUCCCUCUUGCGUCUACUUUCGUCUUCUCCCCUCACAACACACGUUCUCACUGCAUCAAUUGAGCAUUCAUCGCCGCUUCCAUCAGUUCUGCAUCCAUCAGCACAGUAUCCAUCAAGACUCCAUCUCCGCCUCGGACACGAG
Molecule: messenger RNA, 1013 nt
Organism: Mytilinidion resinicola
Lineage: Eukaryota; Fungi; Ascomycota; Dothideomycetes; Mytilinidiales; Mytilinidiaceae
Exons: 2
Coding region: 83-748 (221 amino acids)
Source: RefSeq, a predicted model, not a curated record